GAUACCCACCUCCUCUAUCUUUGAUUGAUGAAGAAUGAGCCUUCUUGAUUCUGUUGGUUUUUGUGAUUGUUUAUAUUUUAAAAGUGUUGAAAUCAAGGAGACCAGUAUUUGUGAAAUAACAAGGUUAUGAAAGAUUGAUCUUUUGGUUCCAUCUGUGAACUUGCUAUGUCAUUAACUAUGACACCAAACCCAUAGCUUCUUCUCUGUGAAUUCUACUGUGCCACAAUGAUGAAUCUAGAUCUGCUAGAAUUAGCGCGCCAUCUAAAGCAGGAGAGAUUAUAUGUGUCCUCCGAGAAGCAUCUACUUCAGAAGCUUCACGAAGAGGUGACACAGCUGGCGGAUAAGCUCUACCGUGUCUCUUGGAUUGCACGGCAUCAGAGGCAGACACUUAACAGUUUGAUUUUAGCUAACGUUGAUUCUCCACCAGCAGCAUGUUGUCAUCGUGCCAAUGCCUUGGAAGAGGUUGGCUUUGUCGACGGCUAUAAAAAACUUGGCUUCCAAGAUACAGUAUAUGGAGAGUUCUUAUGUUGUUUGAAAGACAAUCCGAAAAUCGUGGGCAUGUGCUUGGCCCAAGGUGAGCGUGAAUAUCCAACUGGGAUUCAGUGUCUUGUGCAUAAUCUCAUGUCAUCGGUUUAUGGGAAUGCUGUCAUUCAAGAAGAUGAACGCCGUGUCCUCCAGCUUUUACAAUCUCUGAUGGAGUUUGAGCUAGCGAGCAGUGAUGACCCACGGCGUUUAUUGAGGCGUGGCUCUUGCGCAUUCAGUCACGCUAUGCGGCUCUUCACCGAAGGAUUAUUCUCGGGGAAGCUGUAUCUCACUGCUGCGCUUCAUGAGCCAGUCAUGGCGUUACUUAUGGAAAACGAUACCUACUUUGAAACGGACACUAGAAAAAUGCUUGAUCAUUUGAGCAAUGAAGAACAUCUAAAGUUGUUCGGCCCAAAGAACAGCCCAACGUAUACUACAAAACUUCAAGAAUAUAUAGAUCGUGUUGGGCAUCAACUUGUAGCACUUUGUAAUAAAUUUAUAUCCAGCUUAAAAAACAGUAUGUUCUGCUUUCCUCAGAGUCUUGAUUGGCUAAUAAGUCAGUUUUACAAAAUUUUGAUUCGUUCCGGAAAAGUUGACCAAACGGAGGUCCGUGCAAUGUGUGGGGAUCUUUUAUUGACUUGUUUCAUCUGCCCGGCUAUUGUAAAUCCGGAACCAUACGGAGUUGCAUCGGACAUCCUAAUUAGUGAAGUUGCCAGGUUCAAUCUGGUGCAGGUGGCACAGAUUCUCCAGAGUCUUUCAUUAAUGAGAGAGGACACGCAAGUGAAAAGCGGUGAUAUAUUAAGCCAGUUUGCCAAGGGAUGCAUGUCGUCCUAUUUGGAUACAGUAAUAGACAGUCAUUCAACGAACGCUAACCCGGCAAUAAACAACAACCAACUCCAAGGAAUGACACGCUCUGUGGCACUUAUCUGUGAGAGUGAAUUACACAACUUGGUUGCAUACUUCCGAUCAAGUCUCACAGCUAACCAGGGCAACCCAGAGUUGAAAGACUUAGAAGUAGCGCUGUCAGUCUUACCAAAUCCAGCCAACCUGUCUGCUCCAUCUAUUAGCACAAGUUCGGGGAACACUCCUGGGACCACGCCCCCAGGGACCCCAGGAUCCAUCUCGAGAAAAGGUAGCAAAGCCAUUAAAGUUGCCAAGAAAAGACUUCAAGAAGAUCAGGAAUCUGAGAGCUCAUCACCUCCUAGUGAUACGUGCAUGGUUACACAACCAGAGGAUGUUCUUGUUAUCUCACUGGGUAACCAUCCUAAUGAAUGCCCUGGGAUGCUCUCGGAAAGUAAGGUGUUAAGUUCCUUGCCAACGAAAUCAAAAUCCCAAAGUGAGGACAAACGUGCAAAUCUGGGAUCGAUCAACGAGCACCCAGAGAAACAACUGAGAUUCUCAGCUGAGGCGUCUGUUACCAAUGAUCACCUAAUGGAAGCAAUGUCAAUUGGUGCAUCAAAUUCAGUAUAUUCCAUUGAUUAUGAUAAUGAAAACACCAGUAACAUAAGUGGUCGUAACACACCACGCUCUGCCAUCAGCCUGGCCAGUAGUACGACGGAUAACCCACGUCCAGAUCUGAUUGAUUCCACGCAGCUGCCAAACAAUGCCAAUAUCACGGAUAGAUUUGGAAAGUUUGAGAUUGGGGACGAACUUGAGAACAAAAAAAUGCAUGGCCUUUCAGGCGAAACCUUUAGUGAUACAUGGAGUACAGAUGUAAUUGAAAGUGAUAACUCAGAACCAUCAGAAGCAAACCCAACUGAAAGGCUUCAGGAAAUUUCCGAGUCAGACCUAGAGUAUAGCGCCCUUGGGGCUGUUGCUAGGCUCCCAGAAAGCAUUAUGGAGAUUUCAGAAACAACGAGCGAGACCUGGAGUGUUGAUGUAUUACAGAGUGAUUCAGAAGCGCUGGACGAUAGGCUGAUUGAGGUUGCUGAUGCUCCGGAGGUUACAGGUUUACAAUUAUUGGAGGAAGAAAGUGAACAAAUGUCAUCAAAGGCAAGUGAGGGUCAGAGUUCACGUCGUAGUUCAUACGGCAGUCAAAGUAUAGGUCGAAGUUCAAAUAAUGAUAGCCCAAGUGGAGAGGAUAAUCCAAAGAAGGAUCAGGCACAGGAACAAACAGACAGCAAUCUUGAGGAGCAUGUUGGUCAAACUGACCAAUCACAUGAGCCACAUGUGGUGAAGGGUGCUGCCCAGACACAUGUCAAUCAACAACAAGAGUUUAACUCAUUGGAUGAUUUUGGAAUGGCAUCAUUUUCAAUGCAUUUAACUGAUCAGGAAAGUAGGAGCUUUGAGUUACAGAAUGCCUUGUCCUCCCAUGAUAAACGGCCUUCAACGGUUGUUGUGGACCAUUUUUACCAGCUGCAGGGCGAUAACAAACUAUCUCUUCCAUCAAAUCAGCUGGAAACGUCAAGCUCUGAAUCCAAACUUGAUUCACUGUUAGUAGAUUUUGAUCCGUUGGCAAGCAACAUCCCUGCUUACAACCAACAAUCAUCUGUUUCAGUAAAACAGUCUAACACUCUUCCAUUGGGAGCUAGGCCCAAGCAAAAAUUUAUAAUUACUUCACAAUUUUAUGAUGAGAGGGGGCAACGUGGACCUAUCGGGGUGACAAAUCCCCUAUAUGAGUUAAGCAAUGGGGACUUUCACUCAAAUGGCGCUAUUAAAUCCAACUCGUCUAAUCCUUUUAAACGCUACACUCAUCCGGGCACGCAAAAAGUGGUGGAUCCAAUGCACGAUGAUAGUGAUAUAUUCUUUUUAACUGAGACACCACCAAAAAGAAGGACUAACCCAUUUGAUAAGGUUACACCUCCAAAUCCAUUUGACAAUUUGGAAGAGGAUAAACAGCCGGCUUGUCUGGACAAUGAUUUCACACCUACACAGGAAAAUUGUCAAGGCUGUUUUGAAGAUGCAUUCACGAAGGCUGAGCUUCAAGAUUGUGUGGAAGUUGAGACAAAAAAGACUCAAGACGACCCUCACCAGGAUCACAGUUUAGAAGAGAGGGAUGUUUUUCCCACAGGGGGCGAGGAACUACCUUCUACUAAUUCUUAUAGCUCAACUCGUGUGGACAGCGGUUUUGCUUCAGGUGAAUCCGUAGACAUGACGCAUUUGCGAGGUAACAGUUUCACUAGCUCAGGAAGUUUAAGCAGCAACUCAGGAAUGCUGCUUUCCGAGAGCGGACGCUUCACCUCAUCGGGGAGCUACAAUAAGCCAAGUGCCGGGAUGAGUAGUUUUGCACGGUCUAUCAGUUUCGAGGGCACUACUGCAAACAACGGAGAAAAGGCUAGCAGCCAGCAAAUCAAGGCAAAAACAAUGAAAACACGGAAUCUUAAGGAAAAUGGCUCUGAUAAAGGCAAACCAUGGUGGAAACACUUAAUAGGAAGUAGAAAACCAAAGAAUCGAACAACCAAGGAGGAGGCGAAAGAUCUGGGAGAAAAACGGAAGAAGAGUUCAAGUACCGAGGGAAUCCAGAUCACUGGUAUUAGUAACCACGGCUUACAAGAUGUCUAUAGUCAGGAUGAUGGCAAUAUUGGUAUGAUGUCAUCGUCAGUACCUGAUACUACAAGUGAAGAUAUUUUAGAUAAGUACCGUGGUCUCGGCAAAACGCAAUCACAUGAUCACUUAGCAGACGUAGAUGAAGCAGACAAUUUGCUUUCAUUUGGCAUGGUCCAAGAUCGUCAACAAUCCAUGAGCGAUCAAGACGGUCAGUCGAUUGACAGUGAUCUCGAGUCAUCAUACUCUUUCCAGGACGCAAAGCGUAAACUGCGUAUCGUCUUGUGUGCCGCUGACUUCCACACGCUUCCCUGGCUGACAAACUUCUCACACAGGCACCGUGCACGCUCCAUUAUCGGGAGCAUCAUACAAAAGGACAUCUCUAGCUAUCCUGAGAAUGAGCUGAUUGCUUUUCUGAAAGUUCAGUUAGCUGAGGCUAUCAACUUGCAGAACAAAUCGCUGAUAGCCCAGCUGCAUGAAACGCUGAGAUGUGUGGCCAGCUUUGAUGAUGACACUUCUAAAAGGCUGGUAGCAUCAUUGACUGAAGACUAUGAGAAUCGCAGCCCGUACAUCUGUUACUUGGUGUUGUCUCGUAAAGGAUUAAUUGCUUCCAAGUCGCACCUUGAGAGGCUCUUAGAACGAGUUGAAAGAGAUAAGUAUGUCAGUAACAAGUAUUUUACCUCUGUGUGUGUGAGACUUUUCCUUGGGCGCCAAGAAGAGGCAAUCCAUAAGUUCAUUAGUGAUUUCAAACGGUUAACUGUUUCAGACGAAAAGACUGAUUUAGUUGAGCACUUUCUUAGCUGCUUGAAGAACUGGAUCCAACAAGAUGCUAUUUGGCAGUCUGCUAGUGAGAUCCAGAAGUUAGAUGCAGAGGUAGCAACAGAGCGUGCUAUCAUGGGUCGCAUAUAUCAGUUAGCACUUUACCCAAAUGCAGAGGGUGACAUCCAUCGAGAUCAAGUGCUUUUUGAACAUAUUCAACGGCUGUCUAAAGUGGUAACAGCUUCACACAGAUCUCUACAGAUUCCAGAAAAGUAUAGGAGGGAAUCCCCCUGGCCUGCUGCUCAAGCUGAAAUUCUUAACAUCAAUGUAUACAAAACCCCUAAAGAUAAAUUGCAGUGUGUUCUUCGCUGUUGCUCCAUUAUAAUGAACCUACUGAACAUGGCCAGCGACAACUCUGUCCCUGGUGCAGAUGACUUUGUACCUGUCAUGGUAUUUGUCUUGAUCAAAGCCAACCCACCGAGCCUCCUCUCGACAGUACAGUACGUCAACAGUUUCUAUGACAACCGGUUAAGUGGCGAAGAGAUGUACUGGUGGAUGCAGUUUUCAGCUGCAAUUGAAUUUAUAAAAACGAUCGAUGACAGAAAGUGAUUUGACUGAUGCUAUGUAUUAAUCAUGUUACAUAUCAGUUACAGAAGGGAGUAAUUGAUUGAUUAUUUGAUCAAAUAAUUAAUUACUUGAUUAAUUAGUUGAUUGUUUAAUUACUUGAUUGAUCAAUUAAUUGAUUUAAAAUUAAUUAACAUAUUUUUACCAAAUCAGAUAUGAGAUGAUUGUAUAUCACUGUGAUGAGGAUAUCAGAAAUGAUUUUAGCGUUUCUUGUUUUUAAUUCAAAUUGAAUAACUAGGCGAAAGCUAGGCAGUAAAGUGUCAGGAUUUGUCUAUCAAGGCCCAAAGGAUGCCCAGAACCCCUCUGAAGCAUCAGAUAAUUUGAGGAUUACGAAAAACUUGUUUCAUCGAUUUUAGAGUUUGUCUGUAAAAAUAUAUAUAAAUGUUUUAUUCUCCCAACAAAUUGUUUUUAGGUCCCUUGCAGGAAGGUGGUACUGUCCCUGAUGGGGUUCUUUUCCCGAUAAAGCCCCCAUUAACUGACAGUAUCUAAUUAGAAUUUAUCUGCUACAUAUGUUUGUUUCAGACAUCUACAGUAAAGUGUCUUCCUAUGUCAUGUUAAUGCUUGUACUUAUAGUGAACAAAUCCAACAUUAAUCUGGGCUAUUAUGUUUUAUACACUUGAGUGAUAAAUAUUCUCAUAUUAAAUGUUUUACCAAACACUUUUUUUUAAAAGUCCAUACUGUACCCUAAAGUGUGUGUAUAUAUGAUUAAUUAUAGGUUAAGGGUGCUCUUGUUAUUUCUACUCUCUGAUGGGCAGGGUGAAUGAACUUUUCUCAUUCCUCCCUCCCCACUACUUUAAUAUAAUAAUCAUUGUCAUUGUUUGUGAAGGGGUAGUUUAUUGUAUCAUGUGGUACUACAGGUGAGGUGAGGGUAGAGACGCGCAGGUGCAGUUUGACAGUAUUUUUGUACUUCAUGGAUUUGCUUGAAUGAUCUCAUAUUGAUAAUCCAGUUGUGAUGAGAUCCACGGUGAUAUACGAUGACCAUCCAAAAAUGAUAUAAUCCACAUUGAAUGAGUUGAAAUCUCACAAACGAUACUUAAGGAAACGAAGGACAUAAGAUCAAAACAGUUACAGUUUAUUAUUCAAACAUGCGGUAACUGAAACAUGUUUCUUUUUCCCAAAGCGCCCUCAACAUUAUCGAAACAUCUAAGAAUUAUAUUCCAUAACACAAGUAUUGAAUUAAAAAUAAUUGACUAAAAUUGCACUCGUGACAUUAUGGGUAAUCAGUAAAACCUCAAAACCAUCUGUGUGUUAACAGUAAAAAUAUGCUUUUAUUUUCGUCUUUGUUCUGGUUUUCCCACAAUCAUAUUCAAUAUUAAAACCGGGCACACAUUGCAGCAGUCAUUUGAUUGUCAGCAGACAAAUCAAAUACAUCUCGGCUCUGUGAGCUGAUUGUGCACCUCGUUGGGUUGUGCUCUUUACAGAAACAUGUCAGCGUAGAGUAUCUCUGGCUUAGCUCACCAAGCUUCUGCAUUGAAAUGAACCAUAUAAUGUCUGUUGUUUCUUUAACGUAUGGGUGCAGUAUGCCAUAUCAUGCCCAUAUAUGGGCAAAUCAUACAUUUGGUGGACAGAACUUGUGUCAUUAUAAGACAAGCAGAGUGAAUUUAGUUCCUUAAUUUUAGAAGAAACUGGCAUAUCCAAAAUGCUAUGAGAUUUGUUUAAAUGAUAAAUCACAAGGUUUUUAUUAUUGAGGAUGUCCAUGGUUUUAUUAUUGCUUGCCAUUUAAAUUGAACUCACUGCCAGGGAUUUAAACUAGCAUUUUAGUAAAUCAAUUGUAAUAUACUGUCUUACAGGGAAGCAUGUGUACACCUCAGUACUGUACUAAUUCUGUUUUAAUUAGAGUGGAUCAAUGUUCAGUGACUUUGCACUUCUUUUAUGUAUUUAAAGCUGGUCCUAGAAUGCAUUGUGUUAGUACUUAUACUAAUAUAUAUUAUAUAUAUUGCUUGCUUGAUUUAUUGAUUGGUUGUAUGAUUAAUUGGUAGUGAUUGGUGAUGUAGUUCCUUGGUUGAUAAAUUGUUUAAUUGAUAGAUUUCAGUGAUUGAUUGAUUAAUUGAUUGAUUGAUUAAUUGAUUGAUUGAUUGAUUGUUUGAUUGAUUGUUAGUAGUGUAUAUUGCAGUGUAUUAAUACACUUGAAAAAUCAGUCACAUUGUUUACUUUAAAGUGUAAUAGUUUACAGUAUGAGUCAGUCAAUAUAUAACUAGCUGUGUUAGUAAAGAAGAUUAAUAUUAAUAUAUUAUGUUUAUGACUCAUGUAAAAUAAUGUCUGAAAAUUUGUUUUUUAAAUUGAAUUAUUUCUUUUUUUAUGUAUCAUUUCAUAAUCAAUUAAUGAUAUAGAAUAUUGUAAUUAGUAUCUUUUGAUUGUUUUAUCAUCAAUGUUUUUUUUUUUUUUUUUUUUUGAAAGGUAGCGUUGAGAGAAUUUGUCUCCGUCAUCCGCAAUGUUUAGGGUGUUUGUAUAUGGAAUUACUUUAAUGACAAGUAUGUUAUUUGUAAAGCAUAUGUCUAUAUUAUAUGUAUUUUAUUAAGCAUGUAUAUGUAUAAAAUUAGUAAAAAUAUUCUCCAGAUUCUUGCAUUAUUAAAUAAAUCAUAUGUCUGAAUUUUUGUAAACUCUGUUAACAUAGUCAGAUUUAAUUUUAAAUCUUACUUUCUCAAUUUUUUUUUAUUAAAUAUUAUUAUUUUACUUUCAUUUAUUGUGAAAAAACAUCUUUUUAUGCUUGUUUUAUAAUUUUUCUGAUCAUAUGGCUAGACAAAUCACAAAACAUCCUCCUGAUUUUUAAUUUGGCAGAAUCUUUCACUACAUGAAUAUACAUUAUUUUCUAUAAUGAUUUUUUUUCUUGCACUAUGAGAUAUGCCUGGUAAAAGGUUUUUUGUUAUCCUUUAUAUUAUAUAUUUUUAUAUUAUACAAUAAUACUAUAUAUCUUAUCUGUUUUUUUUUAUCCUUUGUUUUUGAUAUUUUUUCCUUCAGUACUUUAAUAUAACAAUUGUAAAACAAGUUUCCUUGUAUUCAGUGGCGUAUCUAGGGGUAUGGGGGAACUACAGGGCCCCCCCCCCCUCAGUCCCUUUCAAAAAAUCAUGGUCAAGUAGUUAAAAGUCAACUAAAAUCACCUUUUUUUUUCGAAUUAGCGCCCCUCAACUGAUUAUCAAGCCCCCCCACUUCAACUUCGCGUCCCUCAUCAUUUCAAGACUUCUAGAUCCACCACUGUUUUUUUUUUUCUUAAUUUCUUAAAGCCAUUUCCGCAAAAUUUGUUUAAUGACAUUGGUGGCGCUAUAUAUUCUAUGAGGAAAAAGUGUAGGUACCCAACGAAGGGCCACGCCUUCACAGGCUCACCAUGAUUGGGGCUGAGGUGAUGAUAUUUUUUUAGAAUAGGCACCUUUAGAAGCCGGAAAUGGCACUGUCGGACAGCAAAAAAUUAUUGGCAACCAAAGUUUAGGCCUAGACUUGGGACCCUGGCAAUCUUAAAAAUUCUU
Anneissia japonica is the source of this 8849-nucleotide messenger RNA. Its product is annotated as GTPase-activating protein and VPS9 domain-containing protein 1-like. The coding region runs from base 226 to 5373 and encodes 1715 amino acids. Gene Ontology annotation, biological process: regulation of GTPase activity; vesicle-mediated transport. Gene Ontology annotation, molecular function: small GTPase binding; guanyl-nucleotide exchange factor activity. Lineage: Eukaryota; Metazoa; Echinodermata; Crinoidea; Comatulida; Comatulidae. Gene Ontology annotation, cellular component: cytosol; endocytic vesicle. The record is from RefSeq and is a predicted model, not a curated record. The transcript is spliced from 21 exons.